Molecule: messenger RNA, 1374 nt
Organism: Phytophthora megakarya
Lineage: Eukaryota; Oomycota; Peronosporomycetes; Peronosporales; Peronosporaceae
Source: the annotation of a GenBank genome assembly
AUGCUUAAAGCCAUCCUCAGAGGCGAAACUACGAAAUUGAGCUAUAAAGAAGCCCGAGAUGCGUGGAAUUGGUCUAACAAGUUUGUCCUAUCCAGCGAUAACAUACUCUACUAUGUGGGCCCAACUCGACGUAAGUCGGAAGAUGACCAACCAGAGUUAUCGUUGAAACUUGUAGUACCGACAACUAUGAUCCAAGAAUGGCUGAAGAAUUGUCAUGACUCUAUUGAACGAGGACAUGAAGGAGUCGUUCGAUCGUAUCAGAGGUCGUGCCUUGACUGUAGCUCGAGCAAGAGCGCACCGCAGCUCAAAGGCUACUCACCUGGUAACGUGCUAGCAGAACGACCAUUCCAAGUAGUAUCAAUGGAUUUCGUUAUUCCGCUGCCGAAGUCUCGUCGAGGCAAUACAGCCCUACUACUCUGGCAGUGCUCGUUCACUGGGUUCGUCAUUGCUAACGCAAUGUCAGACACUGAUGCGCUAACGGUGGCUACUGUCUUUGAAGAAUGCAUGUACCGAAGAUUCGGUGCACCUUCGUUGAUACGCCAUGACGCCUCGCCUCAUGAGCGAAGCAAGGUCACGAUCUACAUUGAGCUAUCGUCCACAAGCAAAUGGUCAACAAGAGCGCUCAGUGAAGACAGUCAUGCAGUCAUGCACGGCUGGGAUGCUCAUACAACUUUACGUGCCAUGACGACCUCGCUGAAGCGUGGUAUUGGUAAACAGUCAGAAGCAUUGGCCUGGAGACGUGAAAUUAACCGCCAACAACAAAUGGCGCUCGAAAUGGCUAAAGAAUACCAAGCCACUGAGAAAGCAAGACGGGCACGAGAACACAACGAAAAGCUCAGCCGUAAGGAGCAAGCGGCUUGCCCGCAGGAGAACACCGACAACUCGGGUGACGAUAAUUCAACCCCACAGUCUUUGUUCCAAGCAGGGAACAGAGUAUGGCUUUAUAUGGAGCGGGUCAAACCAGGAUUGGUUAAGAAAGUUGCCCAUAGACAAGAGUGGAUACCGAUUCUACCCAUGUCGCGACUGAAGGCUGUGAAUGAGUUUUGUGAUCGACCUAAGACUCGACUAGCGCAAGAUAUUACUGAGGAUACGCGACUGGAUUUCGACGAAGAACUAUUACCUGAAGACAGCUGGGAACCAGACACGGUUGCUGGCGAAUUCGAAGUCGAAGCGAUUGUCAAGACCGAACUCCGAUGUCAACGAGUACUGAUCGGCCGGUGCAGGAGUUUGAAGUCAAGUGGAUUGGUUAUGAAGAAACGACGUGGGAACCAGCAGCGAAUCGCUCUUGUGGUGGUCUCUUGUACGAUUACUUACGAAAUAAAAGGAGCGAAAAUCGACUCCAAAUGGUCCAAGUCGCUGAUGAAGACUAGUUGA